Fukomys damarensis (Damara mole-rat) is the source of this 1415-nucleotide messenger RNA. RefSeq names its product selenoprotein T (gene Selenot). Gene Ontology annotation, cellular component: endoplasmic reticulum membrane. NCBI's taxonomy places the organism in Eukaryota, Metazoa, Chordata, Mammalia, Rodentia, Bathyergidae. Gene Ontology annotation, molecular function: thioredoxin-disulfide reductase (NADPH) activity. The transcript has 6 exons. Gene Ontology annotation, biological process: cell redox homeostasis. The record is from RefSeq and is a predicted model, not a curated record.
AAUCGCGCCUGCGCAGUGGGGAGCAGCUCGCGCCUAGGCUUUGGUGGGCUGCAGUCUCGGUUAGAAGGCGGCGGAGGGGUCCGUCUCCAGGCAGUCAAGAUGAGGUUUCUGCUAUUGCUUUUCGCGGCAGCGUCGGCAGUGGUCCGGAGCGAGGCGUCGGCCGAUUUGGGCGACGUGCCCACCAAGAGAUUGAAGAUGCAGUACGCCACGGGGCCGCUGCUCAAGUUCCAGAUUUGUGUUUCCUGAGGUUAUAAGCGGGUGUUUGAGGAGUACAUGAGGGUUAUUAGCCAGAGGUACCCAGACAUCCGAAUUGAAGGAGAGAAUUACCUUCCACAACCAAUUUAUAGACACAUAGCAUCUUUCCUGUCAAUCUUCAAACUAGUAUUAAUAGGCUUAAUAAUUGUUGGCAAAGAUCCUUUUGCUUUCUUUGGCAUGCAAGCUCCCAGCAUCUGGCAGUGGGGCCAAGAAAAUAAGGUCUAUGCGUGUAUGAUGGUUUUCUUCUUGGGCAACGUGCUUGAGAACCAAUGUAUGUCAACAGGUGCAUUUGAGAUAACUUUAAAUGAUGUACCUGUGUGGUCUAAGCUGGAAUCUGGUCAUCUUCCAUCCAUGCAACAACUCAUUCAAAUUCUUGACAAUGAAAUGAAGCUCAAUGUGCAUAUGGAUUCAAUCCCACAUCAUCGAUCAUAGCCCCACCUAUCAGCACUGAAAACUGUUUUACAUUAAGGAAUUUUUUCAAGAGCAGCGUGACUGACAUUAUGAAGGCCUGUACUGAAGACAGUGAGCUGUUAGUACAGACCAGAUUCUUUUUUGGCAGGCUCGUUGUACCUCUUGGAAAACCUCAAUGCAAGAUAGUUUUUCAGUGCUGGCACAUUUUGGAAUUCUGCACAUUCAUGGAGUGCAAUAAUACUAUAUACUCUCCUAUCUCUAUUCACCUAAUUUUUUUUAAUGUAGGCAUUAUUACUACGUAUAACUUCUUCUCGGUCAUAUUUUUAAAAAGUAAUUGAGUUACAGUUUGAGUGUCUUUUUUCCUCAAGAUGUCUGUUAAGUAUGUUCUGCUUUUUUAAAUUCUUGUUUUUUUAUAGUUUAAAGUCAAUCUUUUGGGGAAUACAGUGAAAUUCUCAAAUACUUUAUAAAGUUUAUCAGACAUCUCUAAUUUGGACAUGUUCAAUUACAGUUUUGAAAAUACUGCUUGUUAUGAACAAUGCAUUAUAUAAGAUUAUGGGGAGGGGUCCAAUAUCCAGAGUACUCUACCAAUUUGUGUGUAUGUGCGUAUGGGUGUGUGAUACAGAGAACUACUACCAAACCCACUGCUUUUUAAAUCUUAUUAUGUAGUUAAGUGUCUUGCCUUGACCAGUCUAAUGAGUUGAAUUAACUGGGCCUUUAUACUUAACUAAAUAAAACCUAAGCAGAUGUCA